UGUGUGUGUGUUGGUGCCUGUGUGUCUUCUCUCGUUUUGUCUCUGCAUGUGUCUCUCUCUCUCUCCCCUGGUCCUACUGAAAGGAGCCCGAAGAGGAGCUCUGUGUAGCUGGCAAGCUGGUCCCCUCCAUCCGCAGAAAUUGGUCCCAUACAAGAUAUUCCCUCACCUGCCUUGUCUCUCUCAAAGGACUCAUUGUCAUUGGCGGCGGGGGUGGAGUGGGAGCGAAUGCAGCAGUAUGUGGAGUGCGCCUGGCACAGCUUUGUGCCUUUUAACCAGGACUUUGCUUCAGUCACCCCCUCCCACUCCCCCAAAUCGCCUCGAUUUCCAUCGGUCAGUCUGUAUUUCCAGUGACUUGUUUGGCCGUCGAUGGCACCUGGCAGGGUAUGCGCCGGCUGUUGGAAUUCUGGUUUCUCCCCCGGAGUGUGAGCCUGCUAUUGCAUUGCCUUUACGCUUCACCUGCCAAGGCCCAAAUGUGUGACAAGAACCAUGCAUGCGUGUGAGAUACAUCAGAGAGAGCGGAGCAGGACGCUUGGAAAUACAUGGGAUUCAUUCCAUCAAUAUACACAGCAUAAUGUUUGCGGCCCUGAGGUGUCGAUCUGCUUUGGGACCCUAUGCCAUGAUUACAUCUCGCAAGACCUGGGAUCUGGGACCUACUCCCUCAUUGAAAGACCUGUGGAAAAAGGACCACCCUCUUGACAGGAGUGGACAAGAUUCACUCCUCAGUGACAGUGAAGAGGCCUCCUCUGUCCAGACGCCUGUGCUGCCUGCAUUGGUCCAACGUAAAACUCUCCGUGUGAACUGGUGCGGCGCUGCAAGUCCACAAGGCCUCUACCUGACUGUGCAGGCCUUGCAGGACAAGUUGUGCAAGGACAAGAGUCAGGUGAAGAACGAGGAGACUCAUCACCAGCCACAGACUCAGUGUAGGACCCAGAAGCUGGGCAUAGAGAAGAGGUCGGGGUCUGCUCACAACUGGGACGCUGGAGCGCAGGGCCAGGAAGCCUGCAGCAUGAACGUUGAGAAAACAGGCGGAAGAUUCUUUAGUGGGAAAUGCUCCAGCUUGUCAGGAGCACGUCAGUUUCCUAUGAUCCAGAAGAUGGUGGAGUCUAUGGCCCAGCUGCAGGAGGAGAAGCUGCAGCUGCAGGAGGAGCUGCUGGCAUUGCAGGAGAAACUUUCUGCCCGGGAGAAUGAAGAACUUGCUGUGUCUGUCCAGCUGCAGGAUCAGGUUGAAAAUCUGAAAGGGAAACUUCUGGAUCAAGCUCAAGAAGUGAACAGACUCCGUUCUGAGUUGGGUGGCUCUGACUUGGAAAAGCAUCGGAAUCUGCUCGUUGCAGAGAACGAGCACCUAAAGCAAGACAUGAAGUCAUGUGAGGCAGAGCUACAGAAGCUGAAGCAGCAGCAUGUGAAAUGCAUUGACUGCGAACACGUCCAGGAGAAUGCCAGGCUGCAGGAAAGGUUGGCCCAGCUGCAGCUGGAGGUGGAGGAGGCUAAGGGGAGGCUGUCGGAGCUGGACCUGGAAGUGGAGCAGAAGACCAAUCGCCUGGCAGAGGUGGAGCUGCGCUUAAAGGACUCCCUUGCCGAGAAGGCUGAGGAGGAGGAGCGACUCAGCAGGCGGCUGCGGGACAGUCAGGAGACUAUAGCUAGCCUGAAAGCCCAACCCCAGCAGAUAAAGUAUAUCAUCAAAACGGUGGAAGUGGAGUCAUCCAAGACCAAGCAGGCUCUGUGUGAGACCCAGUCACGGAAUCAGCACUUGCAGGAGCAAGUGGGGAUGCAGAGACAGGUGCUAAAGGAGAUGGAACAGCAGCUGCAGAAGUCUCAGAAGACUGCAGCCCAGCUCAGAGCCCAGAUUAUGCUGUAUGAGUCUGAACUGGAGCAGACGCAUGGACAGAUGCUGGAGGAGAUGCAGAACAUGGAAGAUGACAAGAACCGGGCCAUUGAGGAGGCAUUUGCACGUGCCCAAGUAGAAAUGAAAGCUGUGCACGAGAACCUGGCAGGGGUCCGGACAAACCUCCUCACACUCCAGCCAGCACUCCGGACCCUCACCAAUGAUUACAACAGCCUGAAACGGCAGGUCCGAGACUUCCCCCUGCUACUCCAGGAAGCUCUGCAGAAUGCCAGGGCAGAGAUUGGACAAGCCAUUGAGGAGGUGAACAGCACAAAUCGGGAGCUACUCAGGAAAUACCGCAGGGAGCUGCAACUCCGCAAAAAAUGUCACAACGAACUGGUGCGGCUGAAAGGAAAUAUCCGUGUGUUUGGCCGAGUCCGGCCAAUAAAUAAAGAGGAUGGGGAAGGGCCUGAAGCAGCCAACUCAGUGACCUUUGACCCUGACGAUGAUGCUCUCCUGCACCUGAUGCACAAAGGGAAGCAGGUGUCAUUUGAAUUGGACAAGGUUUUCUCCCCACAAGCAACACAGCAAGAUGUGUUCCAGGAAGUUCAGGCCCUGAUCACAUCCUGUAUUGAUGGCUACAAUGUCUGUAUAUUUGCCUAUGGACAGACAGGUGCAGGCAAGACAUAUACUAUGGAGGGAACUCCUGAAAACCCAGGAAUCAACCAGCGAGCUCUCCAGCUGCUCUUUUCCGAGGUGCAGAGGAAAGCGUCUGACUGGGGCUACACGAUCACUGUCAGUGUGGCAGAGAUUUACAACGAGGCGCUCAGGGACUUGCUUGGGAAGGAGCCUCAGGAGAAGCUGGACAUCAAACUGUGUCCGGAUGGCAGCGGGCAGCUGUAUGUACCAGGACUGACUGAGUUCCAGGUGCGAAGUGUGGAGGAUAUUAACAAGGUGUUUGAAUUUGGGCACUCGAACAGAGUGACUGAAUACACCAGCCUGAACGAGCACAGCUCACGGUCUCACGCCCUCCUCAUCGUCACAGUAAGAGGACUCGACUACAGCACAGGCCUCAGAACCACAGGGAAGCUGAACCUGGUGGACUUGGCUGGAUCUGAACGGGUAGGCAGGUCUGGUGCAGAGGGAAGCAGGCUCCGGGAGGCCCAGUACAUCAACAAGUCGCUGUCAGCACUAGGAGAUGUGAUUUAUGCUCUGCGUGCCCGCCAGGGUCACGUGCCAUUCCGCAACUCCAAACUGACCUACCUGCUCCAAGACUCCCUCAGCGGAGAUAGCAAAACCCUCAUGAUGGUGCAGGUCUCUCCAGUGGAGAAGAACACAAGUGAGACUCUCUGUUCCCUAAAGUUUGCUGAGAGGGUUCGCUCAGUGGAACUGGGCCCUGUAUCCAGGAGAGCAGAACUAGUGUCCUGGUCUAGUCAGGAGCACUUAGAGAAUGAUUCACCAGUGGCAGCACAGCCCUCCAUUCGAACGCAUUCUUCUCCUAGCUCCGGGACACCUACAAGACGAGCAGGCUCAUUCCGGAGGAAGCUCCAGACCUCAGCCUGAAAUUAGGGGCAGUCCUGGCCUCCAGGAAAGCUGAGGCCAGUCCCUGUGUGAUGGACACACGCACCUGGGGAACAGGAUCUGCUCCAGACCCAAUGAGCUCAUGGUGUGAAGGAGAAUUCCUGCGUUUCAAGAGCUGUGAAAACGGAAAGAGACUCUCUCCUCCUCCCCCGCAUCUCUCCCAUUGGAUUGACAGUGCACGCUACUGUGCCCUGUCACACAUUCAGGAGAGAGGAGGACUCUGUGGGAUCCAAGAGCCAAAGGUGAAGACAGUUCCCUCCAGGCUCCUGGGCAGAGGCAGAAGCUCUUGGAAGCAUGGACACAAGUUGCUCCACUGCAGAUGUGAAACCAGGUUGUCAGGUGCCGGUUCUCCUUCUCCCAUCUCUGAACCAAGACUCCUGUAGAAAUAAAGCCCCACCCAGAGACUCGGGUCACCACAUAGGGGCACCAAGCUUGGCCGUGCACAGUAUAGACUCCAUUGCUGGCAAUGGAUGCCCCUGGAGCUGGAUUCUGGUGGAACUGAGCCCAGGGGACUUUACCUGCCUACCUGUGGCACUUAUGCAUGUACACUUUUAUUUGCCAUAUGGAGGUUUUUAAUGGAUUUGAAGGGAGAGUAGAGCUGCCAGGGGCCUCUCCCAUCUCACUGCCCCUGGCUUUGUUUUUAAAUGAAUAAAGAGUAUCACCAAGCUGUUGGUUUAAAACCUACCAACCAA
This is a messenger RNA of Malaclemys terrapin pileata, 4095 nucleotides long. RefSeq names its product kinesin family member C3 (gene KIFC3). NCBI's taxonomy places the organism in Eukaryota, Metazoa, Chordata, Testudines, Emydidae. The record is from RefSeq and is a predicted model, not a curated record. The coding region runs from base 491 to 3385 and encodes 964 amino acids. The transcript is spliced from 22 exons. Gene Ontology annotation, biological process: microtubule-based movement. Gene Ontology annotation, molecular function: ATP binding; microtubule binding; microtubule motor activity.